AUGCAUAAUUCUAUCAGCCUUAUUUAUGCAGUUCCCAUGCAAGAUGAUCAGAAACCAAAGCUGUAUAGUUUGGUGGCUGAUACAUUUAGCAAAAUGGCUAAAGUUAACACUUAUCAUUCCCACCCUGCUGCCCAUAGAUCUUCUGGGAAGACUGUUAGUGAUGACCCUGGUAAUAUUGAAAAUGGAAUUAAGAGGACCCCUUCCCUGGGUGAGAAUAGAUCUUCAAAAUUAGAGAGUGUCAUUUCCAUGGCGGAAGCAGGAGGGGACACAUCCGCAGAAGGAGAAACAAACACGUCCUCAGGGUUUUUUUCGUCAUUGAGAACCUGGUUCAGAAAGCACUUACGUCGAGAUGGCCAAACAUCUGAUUCUUCAGUUGAGGCUCAAGGGGGAGAAAACAAAGACAACAAAGCUGAGCCAAAGAAGGAUGGGAAAGAUGAUCAGAAAAAGGAAAAGAAAGAAAUUUUUGUGAUAGACCCUUCAAGCAACCUGUAUUACAGGUGGUUGGGAAUCAUUGCAGCCCCAGUAUUCUAUAACUUCUGUAUAUUGGUAUGUAGGGCCUGCUUUGAUGAGCUUCAGAUGAAUCAUCUUGCACUUUGGUUGUUCUUGGAUUAUUCCUCUGAUGUUAUCUACAUCAUGGACACAUUUGUCAAAUUCAGGACAGGUUUCCUUGAGCAAGGACUACUAGUUAAAGAUGAAAAGAAAUUAAAAGAAAAUUACAAAUCAACUUUGCAGUUCAAGUUCGACCUCUUGUCCCUUUUGCCAACUGAUUUGGGGUUUUUAUACUUUGGAAUGAACUAUCCUGAGCUGCGAUUUAACCGGUUGCUGAGACUUCCCCGGCUAUUUGAAUUUUUUGAUCGUACAGAAACAAGAACAAACUAUCCAAAUAUAUUUCGUAUUGGGAACCUUGUCUUGUACAUUCUCAUUAUUAUUCACUGGAAUGCAUGUAUAUAUUUCGCCAUUUCCAAACUAAUUGGAUUUGGAACUGACACCUGGGUUUAUCCCAAUAUCUCCCAUCCAGAAUACGGACGACUGGCCAGAAAGUAUAUUUACAGCUUAUACUGGUCAACGUUGACAUUGACAACUAUUGGAGAAACUCCACCUCCAGUGAAAGAUGGAGAGUAUCUGUUUGUGGUCAUGGACUUUUUAGUGGGUGUGCUUAUCUUUGCUACCAUCGUGGGUAACGUGGGCUCUAUGAUUUCUAACAUGAAUGCCUCUAGGACAGAGUUCCAGGCCAAGGUUGAUUCCAUCAAGCAAUACUUGCAGUUUCGAAAGGUCACUAAAGAGUUGGAAGCAAGAGUGAUUAAGUGGUUUGAUUAUCUGUGGACCAAUAAGAAAACAGUAGAAGAAACAAAAGUCCUGAGAUACCUCCCUGAUAAGCUGAAGGCUGAGAUUGCCAUAAAUGUCCACAUGGAUACCCUAAGGAAAGUGCGGAUCUUCCAAGAUUGUGAAGCUGGACUCCUGAUUGAGUUGGUGUUGAAAUUAACACCUACUGUUUUCAGUCCUGGAGACUAUAUAUGCAAAAAAGGUGAUAUUGGAAGAGAGAUGUAUAUUAUCAAAGAAGGGAAACUGGCUGUUGUGGCAGAUGAUGGGGUGACGCAGUUUGUGGUUCUAAGUGAUGGCAGUUACUUUGGAGAAAUCAGCAUCUUGAACAUCAAAGGCAGCAAAGCUGGCAACAGGAGAACUGCAAAUAUCAGAAGCAUAGGUUACUCUGAUCUAUUCUGUUUGUCUAAGGAUGACCUGAUGGAAGCUCUCACUGAAUAUCCUGACGCCAAAAAGGCACUAGAAGAAAAGGGGCGGCAAAUUUUGUUGAAAGAUAACUUGAUUGAUGAAGAGGCAGCUAAAGCAGGAGCUGACCCAAAAGACCUGGAAGAGAAAGUAAAUAAACUUGAAGCAUCUAUGGAUAUUCUUCAGACAAGGUUUGCUAGACUUUUAGCAGAGUACACUGCCUCACAGUCUAAACUCAAGCAGAGACUUGCAGAAGUUGAGACCCAAGUGAAGAAGCCUGAAAAUGCUUUGUUAGAUGUACCAGAAGAAGCUGGAAAACCACAAGAACAGAAAAAGAAUUAAGUAUGUAUGGUCAUCUUCAUUUAGCACAGAACUACUGCACCCUAAAAUAUGAACACAUUUGCAAAUAUGUGAACAGGAUUUUUUUUUAUCAUCUGGAAUCAGCAAGUUUGUAUAGUUUUUAACUGAAGCGAUUGUCUUCUAAAUAGUAAAUGCUGAACUUUUUUUGAUCUUUUUAGAAAUAGAUUUCCACAUUUCUUUUAUUUAUUUUGUAUUGGGGGAAGAUUUUCUAUGAGUGAUGAUGAUCACAUCUUAUUAUUAGGUGUUUGUAUAGACCUCAUCACAUUUAUCAUUAUAGCUUUGCAACAAGGAAACCUACUGCAGAGACACUUCUCUGAAUGGAACAGACUUUAUGAUAUGGAUGCUUAAAUACAACAAUAUGACUUGCCAAUUUCCUUCCUUGUAAUAGCGGUUUUUCCAUUAAUAUAAUGCAUCCAUUUCACAUUACUUUUUUUUUUUUUGCUCAUUAAAAAAAUCCUAAAUGUCUAGGACAUGUUGUCUAGAAUGUGUUGUCUAGAAUGUAUGUGAUGGAAAAUGGAGAGUGGGUUUGUCCAAAUGCAGACAUGUGCAACAGCAAACUAUCCACAUUGCUCUAACGUAUUGCAUCAGCAGAAAAAUCCAUCCAGCAACCCUUUUUAUGACUCACAUCCUGAUGGGUUUCAUGCUCAACAUUUUCCUGACAAAGUCACUCAAGUUUGCUCAGAGUUGGAUGCUACUUUGACAAAUGUAACUAAGAAGUUUAACAUGUAAAAUGUAACUAAGAAGGUUAACAUGAGUUCUGCUACCUGUGUCCUAUGAGGGAGUGAGUUCAAGAGGUGAUUAAUGCCUCUUUGAGGGAGGAAAUGGUACGUCCUCCUCCAACCUGAUAGAGUGUAUGCUUCUUGAAAGUACACACUCUCAAUUCUACAAUGUUAGGCAACUUCUGCCCAAUCUCUGAUCUUCACUUUUUGGGAACAUUCUGAUGAAGGUGGUGGUAGAGCUUCAUUGCAAAGAUGAAGCCGACUAUUUUAAUCCCUUAUAAUCAUGGUUCAGUUCUGGGCAUGGACAGCAGGGACAUGAAAGGAACCCCCUCAGAGGUUUCCUUGGAGAUGGUGAUGCCACCAGCUAAUCCUUUCAAUCCAGAAGUGCCUUGGUAGGUACUUCUGACACAAAUGCACUCAUGGAUGACCUCUACUGGAAUCUGGAUAAUGGAAGGGCAGCUCUUCAGGUGUUUCUGAUGGCAUGAGUUGUUUUACCCUUCUAGAACAGGGAUGUCAAACUCCCGGCGUCACAGUGGCAUCACAUGAUCGGGACUUUUCUCCCCUUCACUAAUCUGGGUGCGUGAUGCAUUUGGCCUAUGGGCUGGGAGUUUGACAGUCUUGUUCUAGACCAUCUUGGAAUGUUAGGGAAUGGGGGUUCUGCAGUGAUCUAUGCCUUCUAGGAGGUACCAUUUAAUAUUGGUGAGGGAUGAAUGGUCAGAUCCUUAGGCUCUCUCUGGGAACUGAAGUCCACAAGUCUUAAAAGAGCCAAGUUUGCAGACCCCUGACAUAGACCAUCAGGUGCAGACUUAGGAGUGUUUUCGCCCAGUCAUGAUUGGUAUGCCAAUUGUGUAAUUUCUUGGAUCUGGACCUCUGAAAAACAGUUAUCCACAUCCUCAUUAUCUCUAGAUUAGACUAGUACAAUGCACUCAUCCUAGAGCUGACAUUGAGGAAUAUUUAGAAACCAUAACUGAUACAGCAUGCAGCAACCUGCAUGUUGAGUACUGAGAACAAGUUCAUUAGAACAGCAUCUAAGUGAAUUCUGCUCUAGCUUCUAGUAGGCUUUGAAGUGCAUUUCAGUGUUGUCAUUGCUCUUUAAAGCACCACAGGGUUCAUGCCCAAAUUUCUUAUGGCUUGUGCAUUCCUUUGGGUCAAUGUUGAUUCUCAACAACUACCUUGGCAAAGUUUUCUUGGCAAAGUUUUUCAGAAGUGGUUUGCCAUUGCCUCCUUCCCUGGCCUGAGAGAGAGUUACUGCCCCAAGUUCAUGCAGCUGGAUUUGUGCUUAAGGCAGGAUUAGAGAUCACAAGUAUCCUGGUUUCUAGUCUGGUGCCUUAACCACUACCCCAGUAUAGCUCUCUAUUUUAUGACUGCCUGAUCCCUAUUAUUCUGUCCGCUCUACCUGGGAGAGAUAUUAUAGGUCAUUCCAACUUGAGAGGCAAAGGAACUUGGAAACCAUGUUCCACUACCCCUGCCCUGGUCCUCUGGAACUUCUCUCCAUCCAAGAUCUACAUGUGAUCCAGCCUUGCUAUCUUCAUGAGAGUGUUAAAUUUGGCUUUUCAGACAUUUUUUUUUGGAGAUUAGCAUCUAGGAUGUGUGUUCCUUAUUUAUUAAUUUAGCAAUAUUUAUGGUCUAUCUCAAUCCGUAUACAGACUGGGUAGUCUACUAAAAAGUCAUAAUCAAAAUAUUAAAAAACACUAUAAAACAUCAAUGUUCAUAAAUAGCAGAUAAGUAUUAUCAUAAGUAAAAGAGCAAAAAAAAAUAUCAAAGGGACAAAACUGGUGGCAAGGUUGGACCUAUCUGUAUAACUCUGUGGGGAGAGAAUUCUGUUGAGUGAACCUGAUAUAGAAAAGGUAUGACCUGAUGUAAUCUGUACCACAAAGGGCUUUCAAAGCAAUGACCAGACCACUGGAUUUGGAAGCCUAUUGAAGGCAGCGCAGUGACUUCAGGAUAAUGGUUAUUCUUUACCUUUUAGGGUUGUUCCAGGAGGAAUCUAGCAUCAUGGCUUGCACAGCUGUACCUCCUGGAUUAUCUGGAUAGGCUCAAACUUGAGCUUUUUGCUCAAUGGUGCCCACCUUUGACUUUUCACUAUCUUUGCCAUCACCGCAUGAGAUCAGUGAAUGGACAAAGCACUUGCCAGAGCAAUCUCAUCCAAUGCUUUGGCUUCUCCCAUUUUUCACAUUCAAGAAGGCCAAAGACGGAGCUGCCACCAAGUUGUAGGGACAUUACAUAUACAAGUUGUAGAGUCAUCCCCCAGUGUCUUUGGGAAACCUUCUGACUUGAUUAGCUGCCUAGGGAUGUUGUGAUCCAAGCUAACAAGGAAAUGAUCUUGAAGGACAAAUAUUAAAAUUCUCUAUUUUCAGACCAAGUCUCCUCUGUGGUGAAAUAAAGACCAGAUCAAGCAUGGGCCCGAUGUAUCAGACUGUGAUUGUUUGAGAGAAGCUAAUGAUAACCAUGAGGCUCAUAUACUACAUGAGAACACUUCUAGGGUAUGAGGGUAAAAACCUUUCAAGAUUCAAAGCCUUGGGAACUCAACUGCAAACUUCUGAGAUUCAGGAAUUCAUGGAAAGUCAUGUCUUAUUUUAGAAACAUGUAAUAUUUUAUAUACUUUGGUAUGGCUGAAUGUGGUUUUAUUAUGUUUUUAUUAGUAUUUUUUGUGAACUACUUACUUUUUUAUAAUUCAGCAUUAUAUAAUGAUAGUAAUAAACAAACAAAUAUCACAUAGAGGCCUGAACAAUGAAUAUUUGUAUUCUUAUCUCAUAAAAAAUGAACUUUUUUCCUAUUGAUACUCUCAUCCUAGUGAAAAGGCCUGAUGAAAUGCCAAGUGUUUGUUUGUUGUUGCAGAUCUAUAAAUAUACAUGAGUUGAGCAAUGGUGAGCAGCUGUGGAAGUGCUUUUGCUGAUUUUUUUGGGGGGGAUAUUUAUUCUAUUCUCACUCACCCGAUAUCAGGCUCAAAGGCAGCUGGAGUGUUACACUGAUUUUAGUGCUUUGGGGAGGGGUAUUUCUAUGUGCUUUGCACAAUCCUAAAAUUACUGAGGACAGCUGGAAUUGUCAGCUCUUUACAGCAGCAUCUCUAAUUUGUUCUGGCCUUCAAUUCCCAAAUUUCCAGCCAACAAGGUCAUGGGUUAUGCUGGCUGGGAGCUGAAUUCUGGCACAUUUGGAAGUUGCCAGUGGCUUUGGCUUUAAUUGAUAUCGCUUGGUGCUCCUGAUGUUCAAACUAAAAUGAAUACAAUUCUUCCAGUUAAACAAUACAAAAUAAAAUCGCAGUCAAAAGUUAAGUUGACCUAGGUAUUACAGCAAACAAUCAUAAGCUAGAAUACACUAAUUAAUCAUAAACUCCCAUCCCCCAUUUGGAACCUUAACUCCCCUUUAACCAGGGGUGAAAUGCUCCCGGUUCGGACCAGAUUGCAAAAGUAGACCAGUGCCUCCCAAGUUUUGUAUACUUUAUUAUUUUUAUUAUUUAUUAUUAUUGACCAUGCCCAUUCAGUCACCUGACCACCAAGCCACACCCACCAAUUAAGCCACACCCACAAAACCGGUAGGGAAAUUUUUUAGAUUUCACCCCUGCCUUUAACUAAUACAAUUCCAUCAUUCAUAGACUAUUUGAUACUUCUCAAUCUGAUAUUUGUUUUGAAUAUAGUCAAUCCACCUGUAAUACCCUGU
Molecule: messenger RNA, 6461 nt
Organism: Ahaetulla prasina
Lineage: Eukaryota; Metazoa; Chordata; Lepidosauria; Squamata; Colubridae
Gene: CNGA3
Product: cyclic nucleotide gated channel subunit alpha 3
Exons: 7
Coding region: 1-2067 (688 amino acids)
Biological process (GO): monoatomic cation transmembrane transport; potassium ion transport
Cellular component (GO): intracellular cyclic nucleotide activated cation channel complex; plasma membrane
Molecular function (GO): cGMP binding; intracellularly cGMP-activated cation channel activity; intracellularly cAMP-activated cation channel activity
Source: RefSeq, a predicted model, not a curated record